Megalopta genalis is the source of this 5410-nucleotide messenger RNA. RefSeq names its product pseudouridylate synthase RPUSD2. NCBI's taxonomy places the organism in Eukaryota, Metazoa, Arthropoda, Insecta, Hymenoptera, Halictidae. Gene Ontology annotation, biological process: enzyme-directed rRNA pseudouridine synthesis. Gene Ontology annotation, molecular function: RNA binding; pseudouridine synthase activity. The record is from RefSeq and is a predicted model, not a curated record.
CUAGAAGCAGCUCGAUCGCGCGUCUACGGUGGGGGUAGAGGAUACGCUCAGCCAUGUGCUCGCGCGUCGACGCUCGAUCGGUGAUCAGUCGUAGCCGCGCGCUCUCUUCGAGCACGUCGUGUAUAUCCACAAACGCGUUCCCGUUCGUUUCACCGCGAUCCGCCGCAGUCCGUACACGUUCUCGAGAGACACAGAGCAUCGUCGUCGAGCGAUCUCCGCUCUAACAACAAUAACAACAACAACAACAACAACAACGACUUCUCGACUCUAAGCCAUCGACAUCGUUCCUACGAUGACGUCAGUGUGCGCCGAGUGCUCGCGCGUGUGAUCGUUCGAUUCGGAGCGGAAUUUGUGCGAGACCGAUCCGGGUGAUCGUCGUCGAGGAAACCGAGCGACGAGGCCGAUACAGAGCAAGAGAAUAUCCACGUGUGCCGGGGACGUAAGAUGCCCAGGUGAUUCGCCCCGAGACCACCACGUUCCUCGAGGCCCCGAUCGUUUCUCCUAGAUCGCGUUCGAUCGGCUCGCGCGAGGGGGCACAGGUCGAUCGAGAGCAGCUACCCUUUUCGGCUAGUGUCGCUCGAUCCAUCCCCAGGCUCGGUGGAACGCAUCCUGGCGCGUUGUUCUCGCCGUACAGUGGAAUCGUCGACGAUCGUGCCGCGAUCAUGCACCACACGGCACCCUGGUACCUACCCUGGGGCCUGAAGCUGGUGCCGUUGCCGAUCCCGCCUGGACACCCCGCUUCCGGCAUACCGAACCCCGGCCUGCACCUGCUGGCACCGUUGCCAGGCAUCUACGCCCCCGAACCGAGAAAGGUCGAUCUGAAACCGCUGCGCGAGGCGACCAUCGCCGUCCCGACGCCGAAGAUCUCGGAGAAGCGGAAAGCAGAGGAAGCCGACGCCAGCAAGGACUUGAAGAAGGCGAAAUUGGAAACGAAAGCCCUGAAAGCGAAAAGGCCAGGAUUCACGGACGAGCGGUACAACGAGACCAGCUAUUACGUGGAGAACGGUCUGAGGAAGGUGUACCCGUACUACUUCACGUUCACCACGUUCACGAAAGGAAGAUGGGUCGGCGAGAAGAUACUCGAGGUGUUCGCGAGGGAGUUCCGCGCGCAUCCCGCGGAGGAGUACGAGCGGUGCAUCCGGGCCGGGACCCUGACGGUCAACUAUCAGAAGGUGGACGUCGAUUACAGAUUGCGGCACAAUGAUCUGCUGGCGAACGUCGUGCACAGACACGAGGUGCCUGUCACCUCGGAGCCGAUCACGGUGAUACACAUGGACGAGGACGUCGUCGUGGUCAACAAGCCCGCCUCCAUCCCUGUGCACCCAUGCGGACGGUACCGGCACAACACGGUGGUCUUCAUCCUGGCGAAAGAGUACAACUUGAAGAACCUGAGGACGAUCCACAGGCUGGACAGACUGACCAGCGGCAUUCUCCUUUUCGGUAGGACGCCGAAGAAGGCGAGACAGAUGGAGCAGCAAAUAAGAAAUCGACAGGUGCACAAGCAGUACGUGUGUCGAGUGGAGGGCGAGUUCCCGGAGGAGGAGGUGGUGUGCUCGGAGCCGAUCGAGGUGGUGUCCUACAAGAUCGGCGUGUGCAAGGUCUCGGAGAAGGGGAAGGACUGCAUCACGCGUUUCAAGCGUCUCAGCUACAACGGCAAGUCGUCGGUGGUGUUGUGCAAGCCUCAGACAGGUCGGAUGCACCAGAUCCGGGUGCACCUGCAGUACCUGGGUUAUCCGGUGGUGAAUGACCCGCUGUACAACCACGUGGUGUUCGGCCCCCAGAAGGGCAAGGGCGGGAACAUCGAGAAGACGGACGAGGAGCUGGUUCGGGACCUGAUCAGCAUCCACAACGCGGAGAACUGGCUGGGGAUGGACGGGGACUCGGAGAUGAGCCUGUUCAAGCCGAAGCUGGACAUGGAGGACCGUGUCUUGGGCAACGAGAAGGACGGCUCGCCGUCCUCCACGCCCGGGCUGGGCGAAGAGGAGCAGCAACAGCAGCAGGAACCCUCGCUGAAGGUGACGGUCGGCACGCAGACCGGGUCCGAGCCUCCGGACUCUAGUUUCGCCAACGACAAGAUGACCGUGGACCCGCACUGCUACGAGUGCAAAGUGAAGUACAGGGACCCGAAGCCCUCCGAUCUGGUUAUGUAUCUCCACGCGUGGCGCUACUGCGGGCCCGGCUGGGAGUACGAGACCCCGUUGCCAGCGUGGGCAGCCAGCGACUGGGCCGAGGAGGACCGAUAGUUACCACGGACUCGCCUAAGGGAACCACCACCUUCGAGCGAACCAGCUGUUGUCAUCACCCUUCGUACCCCUUUUUGAUAUCCUUACCCCGUGCCUUCCAUCCGCCAGCGAGCGAUCUCGACCAUCGUACAUGUACCCACAACCCCUGCGACCGGGUCGCUGGACUCGCGAAUCUCACCUGGACGCUGGACUGCGACGAGGCUCGCUAUCACCUAUUAUUAUCCUAAUCAGAUGUCGUUCACAUAGAUCAUUUGUACCCACUGCGUCGAAUUUCGAUGUGUAAUUACGAAUCUGUAGGCGUUUGUCCGUCAGCCGUCGCGCGAUAUUUUUGUUUUAAUUAUCGGCGAAUCUUUAAACCGAACCCAUAAUCGGUCGCGUGAUGUUUGGCCCUUCUUCGUUGCAGCAGACAACUAAAUUUUUCAUUAAAAAGAAACUGUCUUCCAGAUGGCACGCGACUGGUCAAGGGUUGCGAAUUCGAAAGACCACUUUUAAGCACUUCCUCGAGUAUUUGUUUUCAAUUGUUUUUUAUUUCUUUCUUGUUUUUGGAAAAUUAAAGCUUCGCGGUAAAUGUUAACUCGAACGGAGGAUUUUAGAACGAUUGUACGACAUCUAAUUAGGACAGACUUGUCAGGCUGGUGAAACAGCGUUAUGCGACGAGAUCGGACCAUCGAUUGCGAUGGUACGAUCUUCUGUGGAGGCGGGUCAACCCAGAAGUCACUGCCAUCGAGAGAAGAUUGAUGUUACUGUCCCGAUCGGAUAACCGUGACGUUUUAGUUUCUUGAUUUAUGACGGGCGCGCCAGGGGGUCCUGAGGAUUUCCCGAUGAUCCUGGAAUUGGGUUCUAAUCUGCGAAUCCUCCGCUGCUCCGCGGGAUCUAUUUCCUGGUCCAUCGAGUUCGCGUUGAUUUUUUUUAACUCUUUCGCAUCUCGAAAGCGAAUUUUAACCCAUUCCAUUCUUCCGGUGUCACGGAUAUUAUCCAUGGAUGCGAAAGGGUCGACGAACAGAUUGUUUUGUUGCAGUAUUUUUAGCCUCCUGUUUUCGAUCGUAAAGAUCGACGGAAACUUCUUCGAAUAAAAUUGACAAACGUUUUAAUCAUACAAAGCUUAAUCUACUAGAACAAUUCUUCCGAUCUUUUAACCAACCUAAUAAUUCCCUAGAGUUUUAUGUACCGAACCAGUCGGCGAAAUUGUGCCAGACUUUAGAAAUGUCGAAUGGACGGAGACGUGUCCAGCACAGAGAAAAGUUGUUGAAUAUUUGCGCAGGUUGCACACAAAGCUUGCAGACUGACCCGUCGGGAGGAAAGAUCGCGUCUUUCUCGGUCUGUCCUUGAAGGACCUCAAUCGCGACCAGAGAACGAUUCGAAAGGAGAAUCGUCAAUGACCGGCGUUCAGCGAUGAUCCUCGAGAGCCGCGCAGGCAAAGGGGGCUGAUGUAGGAAACUGCAAUAGAAUCGCGUCUAUUUUUAUGGCUGAUUAUAUAUACAUAUAUAUAACAAUUCUAUAUAUAUAUAUGUAUGUAUCUAUAUACAUAUACAUGAUACUAAAUAGUGGCGCAGGUCCAGCGACAUGGGUCUCCGAAAAAAAAACAAAUGAUUGCGAGCGUGAUCUUGCCAGAGGAUAGCCAACCAGAUCAUGCCAAAGAACGCGAGCAUCCGGCGAGAGAGAGAGAGAGAGAGAGAGAAAGCGUGAGAGAGAAUGAGCGAGAGCGAAAGGGAGAGAAAGAGAGAGAGAGAGAGAGAGAGCUUCAUUUCAAUCAUAUCGUGUACCUUGUUACAACGCGUCCGAUCGAGGACUUGCGACAAGUACAAUCGAACCAUGUGAAAUAACGAAAUAAACGUCGUACAUUAUUUUGCUACGAGUCACGCGCGUCUGCUCUAGCAGGGCUACACGGAGUUAGGGAUCCGCGAGAGGCGACGGGAAUCCGAUCUACUACAGGCUCGCCAAGGUCACCAGAAUCAUCCCCAUCUUGUGGAUUAAUCGUUCGACACAGUGGGAACCGACAAGAUCAUUUUGUUCCGAUCGAGAUAACAGCGAUUGGAAUUCGAGGUCACCUGGGGGUUACAAAAUUUCAUGGUGGACCCUCCGACCCCCUGGUUCCCUAAUUUAAUUUGUCAAUAGACUGCAGAUCUUUGUGCAAGUUACUUUAUAGAAUUCAGACUAAAGAGAAAAUGUUACUUUCGUGCAACAGAACGAUUCGUUGCAACAAACGAAUGCAGAAAAAUCCGCAGUCUAAUCUCUGUCUCCCGAUCAUUUGUGAAUCCAGCGUGUCCCUCUCUGACAAGUGUUUCCUUAAUUUUAAUAAAGAAAUUUGCAGUUUUAUACGCGACUCGGUCAGAUAGGUAACGAAUAAGCGAACAUAGCAAUCGAAGAGCUACAACCGUGCCGGCGUGAAGGGAACAAAAACUAUCCUUUUAUAAGAGAGAGCUUUGUAUACCUAUUCAACGAACCUUUUAACGAGAAUGCAAAUAAAACGAUUCAGUGAACAUUGCCGGAUGAUAUAAGUCCCUCGACGCCACUCGCGGUCCUUCGAGAGCGAGACGCGACCAGAGGCAGCAGCAGAUGGACAGAGAUUUUUAGGUAGAUAGAGGUAGACUCGAAAGAUGAGGGAGAUAACGUAACAAUGGACCUAUCAUAAAAGACAGUGUGUGCGCUUACUAACUCACCCGGGAUAAUCUUGUCGAGAGUUAUUCCGAAUGUAAUGGCUAGCUUAAUUUUAUUUAAGUAAUGUAACUUGACAUUGACAAAAAACUGCGAGUGCGAAAGGGAGAGAGAGAGAGAGAGAGAGAGUGAAAGAGAGAGAAAGCGAGAGAGACAGAGAGCGAGAGAAAACAAAGAUAUAUAUAUACGAUAUAAACAGAGAAAAAAAAUGGAAAAAAUAUAGAAAAGGAACGAUAUCCUUUAAAAAGACAGUCCCGAUUAGAGCGACUACUGGAGAACGCGAGAGCGAGAGAAUUCGUCGGUCUGUAAAUCGAGCGAGCGCUUUUGUAUGUAUAUACAUAUAUAUAUUUGUAUUGUAUACGAUAUAUAUAUAUUGUAUACGCACAUUGUACCGUAUCCGAGCGACAUUAUUAUCUGUACCGUAGUCAGCGGAACGUUAGAGCUAGAGAAUUUUUUCUUGUAUAAUGGACGAAUAAACGCAAAGUAUCGUUCGGUACUUACCUUGCCCCAUA